Molecule: messenger RNA, 1563 nt
Organism: Micropterus salmoides (largemouth bass)
Lineage: Eukaryota; Metazoa; Chordata; Actinopteri; Centrarchiformes; Centrarchidae
Gene: hoxd10a
Product: homeobox D10a
Exons: 2
Coding region: 77-1099 (340 amino acids)
Biological process (GO): regulation of transcription by RNA polymerase II
Cellular component (GO): nucleus
Molecular function (GO): RNA polymerase II cis-regulatory region sequence-specific DNA binding; DNA-binding transcription factor activity, RNA polymerase II-specific
Source: RefSeq, a predicted model, not a curated record
ACACUGAGAUUGUUUUUCCUAGAUAUGUCAGCUUACAAAGGACAUCUCUCUCCUCUAAAGAACUUAAUCCCCCAAAAUGUCCUUUCCCAGUAGCUCUCCUGCGGCAAACACAUUUUUAGUGGACUCUUUAAUUGGUGCUUGCAGGACGGACAGCUUUUACUCCAGCAGCAACAUGUACAUGCCGUCUGGCUCAGAAAUGGGAACUUACGGAAUGCAAACCUGUGGACUCCUGCCGUCUUUCGGCAAAAGAGGGGAGGUCAACCACCAAAAUAUGGGCAUGAAUGUCCACUCGUACAUACCUCAAAUAGAUAACUGGACUGAUCCGAAUAGACCCUGCAGAAUAGAGUCGUCCAGUCAGAUGUCAAACUGUACAUUUUCACAGAGCAUAAAGGAAGAGAGUAACUGCUGCAUGUACUCCGAUAAGAGAGUACAGAAAGUCAGCUCGUCAGAGGUCCCUGCAUAUUCAAACGUUAUUCCCGAGUCUUGUCCAGUCGAUGGUCCCGAGAUCCCGGUUCCGGGCUAUUUCAGACUGAGCCAAACUUAUGCGAACGGGAAACAUCAGGAACACUACUGCCAUGAGCCGCCGAGUCCAAACCCAACACUGCUGCAACUCAGCCGGGUCACCCCGAAACCGCAGUCCUCAUCGGCCUCUUCUAAUUUCGCAGAGGUGGGAAAGAAAAGCGAGGACGUCCCGCAAAACCCCGAGACGUCAAGGACACCGGCCCCCGCAGAAAGCCCGGAUCCCAAAUACAGCUCGGGGGAGAAGAUCUGCUCCACGGAAGACAGUGUAUCCAGUCCUGAGCAGCUGCAGAAGGAAGGGAAAGUUUGCAAGAACGACACGCCGACGAGCAACUGGUUGACUGCAAAGAGUGGGAGAAAGAAAAGGUGUCCCUACACAAAGCACCAGACCUUGGAGUUGGAGAAAGAAUUUCUGUUCAAUAUGUAUCUGACCCGAGAGCGCCGCCUAGAGAUCAGCAGGAGCGUCAACCUGACCGACAGGCAGGUCAAGAUCUGGUUUCAGAACCGCAGGAUGAAACUGAAGAAAAUGAGCAGGGAAAAUCGCAUCCGUGAACUGACCUCAAAUCUCACCUUUUCGUGAGCUUGCAUGUUAUCUGUGGUUAUAGCUGUCUGUUACGUUUCCCUCUCAUAUUCAGUUUGGUGCUUUAGUGGCAUUGGACGUUUAUCUUCAAUUUCAACGAAACUGUGACUAUAAAUGCCAAUUUCAGUACUUUGUGUGGUGUCAUGUACUUGUUUUAUUUUAUCACAGGGUAACACUUUUUGGUCUUAAGUUAUUGGAGGAGUAGGUUUCCCCCCCGCCAGUAGACAUGGAUAUUCUGUUGUGUCGCGAUGGCGAGCUGUUUGGAAAGUGUUAGCCUACUCUAUUUCAGUCAUGAAAGCACAUUUCAUUGUCCUGUAGUGCAACACUUGUUUUACAGUAAGUGCAAGUCAUUUGUUCAAUAGUGAAAUGUUUCAAUGGGCCUUUCAAAGUGGCGGAGAACAAUGUUAAUCUGUGAAUUUAUUGCAUGUUUGUGGCAUGUAUCUUGCAAUAAAUUGUCAAAUAAU